Molecule: messenger RNA, 2562 nt
Organism: Hymenoscyphus albidus
Lineage: Eukaryota; Fungi; Ascomycota; Leotiomycetes; Helotiales; Helotiaceae
Source: the annotation of a GenBank genome assembly
CCAGACCCCACUUGAUCCUUGACCUCGAUCGCAGGCUCUCAACUCCAACACAACGCCAUAACUUCAACAGCUCCAUUACGACCUGCGACUGAAUCGCACGACUCCCAAAGGUCUCCUAUUUAUUGUCGCAGCUUCGAGAGCAUUAACGCGACAUCAAAAUCGACAUCGUACUUAACUCAUCGCAUAUAAUUUCCCUGGGAAACCGCCUCUCUAGCCAUGGCCGCCCAAGACCCCCCUCUCGAUGAAAUGCAAUGGCGCUCACCACCAAUUGCCGCUGAAAUGCAAGGAAUACACUCCAACUCCGUCCUCUUCUACUUUGCGAGAUCUCCCUUCUUCGACGGCACCUCCAACAAUGCGGUUCUCUUCAAUCAAGCUAUGUUCAACCAAAACAUGCUCCCCAUCAUUCAGACGCGCGAAGCUUUCGAAGGGCGGUUGAAAACCAUGUCAGGAUUGGAAUUUAUUGUCGCACAAGAGCCCGCGGAUAUGGUUACCGGUACUGGGGUUUGGGUCAUCCGAAAGCAGAGACGGUUAAAGAGGCCCGGUCAGGAGGACCAGCUGGAGGUGCUGUCUACGUACUUUGUGGUGGGGGAGAAUGUAUACAUGGCCCCUGCUGUGUCGGAUGUACUUGCCAGUCGAACGGUUAGUGAUGUUGAUUCUAUACUGAUUUGAGAUCAUGUGCUAAUAAAACCAGCUUUCCAUUCUAACGUCUCUCAACAAAUUCUACACAAAAGCCGCGAGCCUACCCAAUUUCACGCCUGCAAUAGGUUCAUCGUAUAUACCACCGCCAACCGGACGAACCACAGUAGCGCAAACGCAGCUCGGUCAAGCGAGCAAAGAAAAUACACCUUUACCCGACUCUCAAACCACCAAGAAAGCAGGUCUUCCAUCCCCCGAUAAUAGCGCAUACCUGCUUCUCAACGAAUCCAUCAGAACCACCAUGAGAUACGAGAGCGAUUACAUGGAUGAGAAUCCAAUCACCGGAGAACCAGGUGCUUUUCAUUUCUCCAACUCUGGAAGAAUCGAGAAGGACAGUAAUAGGCUGGCGACACCUGCGAGUGCGCCAUUAAAUACUGCGGCAAUAGGAGGAAAAACUCCCACACAACCACCGCCGCCUUUAAAGACGGAUAUUGAACCAGUAAAGAAGAUGAAAGGAGAGAAGACUCCAACAAAAAGCCCGGGAGUUGGGAAAAUGAGACGAAAGAAGAGUAAAAGUCAUAUUACGACAGGACCGAUCAGUCCUACCACUUGAUCUUGUUUUCGGUGCUCAGGGGCAUUGAGCUGCAUUAUAUGGCGUUCUGGAAAUUGGCAUUUGCAUGCGAAGGAAUAUACCCUUGAAAUAUUAUAUGAUAUGCGUGCUUAUGGCAUAUAGGAAAAUGAAAAUUACAACAAAUUCUCCAUACAUCCUUUGUGACAUAUAUUCUUUUUAUUUCUCGCUUUUUUCUCAAGCGCCGUCCGAGAUAUGUACAGCUAACUCAUCCAACAUAUAGUGACAUACCUCUACCCCGACACCUUCACAACAACUUUCCCAAAAUGUCCCCCACCAAACAAAUACUCCAGUCCCUCCUUCGCCUCCUCAAAUUUGAAAACUCUAUCCACAACAGGCUUCACAUUCUUCUCCGUCAUGAAAGCAAUCAUCUCCUCAAACCUCUCUUUGGGGCCGUUUAAAAUCCCCUUCAAAGUAACAUUCCGCAAUAAUGCAAGCACAUUGGUAUUCAGGCGAUCACCAGGCGCGUCUUCCUUCCCGGAUAGAUACCCGAUGCAGUUUAUCAAACCGCCAAAUUUGAUGCAGGCGAAUGAGUGACGUAGCGUUAGGGCACCUCCGUUUUCGAAGAUUAUAUCUGGUCCGAGUUGGGAGGUUAGGGAGAGGGCUGUUUCGUCCCAGGAGGGGGUUGUGGUGUAAUUCAUUAGGUGGUCUGCACCGAGGGUUUUCGCUUGUUGGAGUUUGGUGUCGGAGGAGGAUGUUAUGAUUACUGGGGAUGGUUAAUACUCGGUUAAAGCAGAACAAGAGGAAGGCAAUAGGAUAGAAGGGAUAGAAGGGAAAGGAAAGGAAAAGAUAUACCCCCAGCACCAGCCGCCUUCGCCAAAACCAACCCCAUCACCGCAACACCCCCGUCCCCUGAAUCAAAACCCUCUCGUCCUUUCCCCCGGGCUUUCCCAACUCUCUAAACCCAUUAAGCGCCAUCCAAGCCGUCACCCCAGUAAUCGGCAGCGUACACGCCUCCUCAUCACUCAAAUACCCCGGCUUCCUCACCAACCCCUCCUCAGGGAAAACUCUAUACUCCUGUAAACACCCUUCCAAUGGCAACCCCAAACCGGAUUUCAUAUCCUCCUCCACAAUCUGCCCGCGUUGAUGCGUCUGGUUAAAAAUGGAUAAUACCUUGUCGCCGACGGACCAGAGAGGCGAGGAGGAGAGGACUAUGGUCCCGCAGAUGUCGGAGCAGGGGACGAGAGAGGGGGGUGUGCCGCCUGUGGUGUUAUGGUGGUUGUAGAGGCCCAUGCAGACUUCGGUGUCGCGGUAGUUUAGGGAGACGGUGUUGAUUUUUACGAGGACUUCGUUGGGGC